Magallana angulata is the source of this 1914-nucleotide messenger RNA. RefSeq lists its product as uncharacterized. NCBI's taxonomy places the organism in Eukaryota, Metazoa, Mollusca, Bivalvia, Ostreida, Ostreidae. Bases 70 to 1461 code for a protein of 463 amino acids. The transcript has 5 exons. The record is from RefSeq and is a predicted model, not a curated record.
ACAAGCUUCUAAAAAGAUUUAAAAAAAGAAAGGCGGGAAGCACAGCGUCUAUCGACUUCUGGUUUUGUCAUGAAAGCCAUAACUUUUCAUCGGUGCUUCUUUGUACUGAUUGUAGCUGGAUUUUUUGCAACGGAGAAAGCCUCGACUUGCAAAGAGGAUUUGGUGGACGCGGUGACUGAUGAUAAACUAACCGCCUCCAGCAUUUAUAACGGUGAUUAUAGCGCCGACAAAGCAAGACUGUCCAGUAGUGGGUGGAGUCCAGAUCCAUUAGAGGGUGAUCCAUGGAUACAGGUCGAUUUUGGACGGACUUUCACCAUUAUGGCUGUAGUAACAAAAGGAUUGAACUUCAGCAAUCUCAUUGAAUAUGUGAAGAAGUACAGAGUUAAAUACAGUAACACGGGCUCUACUUGGAACACGGUGCAAAUCGGCACAACCAAUGAAUUCAUCGCCAAUUCAGACACAACGACUCCAGUUACUAACAUUCUACCAAGUCCAGUUGUUGCUCGCUACAUUCGCCUGUACCCAACUGAGCAUUACAUGUUCCGCAGUCUACGUUUUGAUGUCAUUGGUUGUGAAGCAAAUGUGGUUACAACAACUUCUUCCUUGUUUGCUGUGCGACCGACUACCACUUUAACUGCGCAAACUGCUAUCACGUCUUUGUUUUCAGGAACUAAUUGGAUUUCUUCAGCAAACACUAACACCACAUUGUCUACAGCACAUGAUUCAAUUACCAUGACAACGCAAAACAGAAGUCGCCGGAUUGUCGAUACGACGGUUUUAUCUUCACCAACCACUUCUAAAACUUCGAAUACACAAGCUUCUACAAUUACGUUGCAUUCACAAGAUACUUCUACCAACUCGGGUAUACCACUCACUACCACGACGUUGUUGCCACCAACCACUUCCACCACUUCGAGAAUACCACCAGCUACCACGACGUUGUCGCCACCAACCACUUCUACCACUUCGAGAAUACCACCAGCUACCACGACGUUGUCGCCCCCAACCACUUCUACCACUUCGAGUAUACCACCCGCUACCACGACGUUGUCGCCACCAACCACUUCCACCACUUCGAGAAUUCCAACCACUACCAUGGCUAUGUCUUCACCAAUAACUACUAAUAUUUCGAGUACAUCAGACAUUCAUAGCACUUUGUCAUCUGAGUCGACAGUAUUCUACACUACUCAAGCUGGACUAUGUACAUGUAACUGUGCUCAGACCAGCUUUACAAUGACACCAGAGGAAGUUCAGGCAAGAAUUGAAAACAUUGUACAGAAUUUAUCAAUCUCAAAAAAGACGACAUCAAAAUACCUAAGAAGCAAAAUAUCGGCACAUGAUACAAGACCAGAGGUGGUCUAUGUUGGAUCUGUUGCCAUAGCAUUAUUAUGUAUGUUCGCCAGCUUCAUUGUUCUACCUGAUCUAUGUACACUGUUAAGAUUUUUAUUUUCAGCGCUAUAAGAAAAUUAAGAAAACAAUUUUGCGAAUUAAUAAACAAAAUACCAAAAAGAAUUAAGAAACAACCAAAUAAAACCCCAAAACCCUAAAACAGUGAUGUCUGUUACGUUUUGGAAUUAAAACUGACUUAUUGGAAUAAAAAAUAACAUCAUACUGAAAUUUAUGUAGUAUACAUUACAAUAAUAUCUAAAACAUAUUUCAUUAAUGACAUGAGAAAUAUAAACAUAUUGUAGAGAUUUGAAAUAAGGACGACAGAAUUAAGCAUUUUACUAAUAAUACACCAGCGCUGAAAUUUCCCUGUUAAUGAAACAGAAAAAACUAAAAGUUGAAUAUUUCUCUGUGUGUAUUCAAAGCAACUGAAUGGAUGGGAUGGAGGAAUGAACAACAAUAUUGGACAAUAGAAAAAAAGGUUAAAGGACUAUAUAUGAUAAGGGCCUAAAAUGGCCCCCUAAAAUG